UGUGGAUGCUCUAAUGGAGUCAAAAGGUGGCAAGAAGUCUAGUAGUAGUAAUUUGAUGUACGAAGCUCCCCUUGGUUACAAAAUUGAGGACGUUCGCCCAGCCGGAGGAAUCAAGAAGUUCCAGUCUGCUGCUUACUCCAACUGCGUCCGCAAGCCAUCCUGAUAUCCCUUCACAUGCAAUUCGCCGUAGAGUAGGAUUUUCCUUCAAUUUUUCUCUUGUUUGAUAAUUCUCCCUUGGCUGGCUGCAUUCUCUGCUUCUGAGAUUCCAACGUGUCUUCUCCCAUCUCUUCCUCCCUUUCCCAUCCUCUCUUCCUUGCAACACAUCACCUAAAGGCGAUGCCUUCAGCUGAUUCUUGGGGCUCUUCUCCUGCCUCCCCUAUUGGGUUUGAGGGCUAUGAGAAGCGCCUUGAGAUAACGUUCUCUGAUGCACCUGUCUUUGAGGACCCAUGUGGUCGUGGCCUUCGCGCCCUCUCUCGCGAGCAGAUUGACUCGUUCCUGGAUCUUGCACGGUGCACCAUAGUGUCCCAGCUCUCAGACAAGCACUUUGACUCGUAUGUUCUGUCCGAGUCGAGCCUCUUUGUGUAUCCCCACAAGGUUGUCCUCAAGACCUGUGGGACGACAAAGCUGCUGCUCUCCAUUCCUCGCAUCCUUGAGCUCGCUGCAGAGCUCUCACUGCAUGUUCUUUCAGUGAAGUACUCUCGUGGGACGUUCAUCUUCCCCGGUGCUCAGCCGGCACCGCACCGCAGCUUCUCGGAGGAGGUAUCAGUGCUGAAUGGUUUCUUUGGUGGCCUCAAGUCUGGUGGCAAUGCAUAUGUGAUUGGUGACACGUUCAAGCCCAAUAAGAAAUGGCAUGUCUAUUAUGCCACGGAGGAGCCUGAGCAACCUAUGGUGACACUUGAGAUGUGCAUGACUGGGCUGGAUGUUAAGAAAGCUGCAGUGUUCUUCAAGAACUCUGCCGAUGGCCGUUGCUCAUCAGCAAAGGAGAUGACGAAGCUUUCAGGAAUUUCUGAGAUCAUCCCUGAGAUGGAAAUCUGUGACUUUGAGUUCGACCCAUGCGGUUACUCGAUGAACGGUGUCUUUGGACCUGCAGCCUCCACCAUCCACGUGACACCUGAGGAAGGUUUCAGCUAUGCAAGCUACGAAGCGAUGAAUUUUGACCCUAGCUCCUUAGUUUACAGCGAUGUCAUCAAAAGGGUCCUGGCAGGCUUCUCUCCUUCAGACUUUUCAGUUGCUGUUACCAUCUUCGGCGGGCAUGGGUUUGCCAAAUCAUGGGCAAAGGGUGCAGAUGUCGACUCCUACAUGUGUGAUGAUCUUGUCGAGCAGGAGCUUCCUGGUGGUGGUCGGCUGAUGUACCAGAGCUUUACUGCUAUUGCGCCUGGUGCUGUGUCGCCCAGGUCGACCUUGGAGAUGGAUGGAUGGAGCAGUGAUGGAAUGGAGACCUCUGUGAACAGUGAUGAUAUGUGUAUCUGUUGGGAUGCAGGGAAGAAGGUGGUGAAGAAAGAUGUGGAUGCGUGAGAAAGAUUGGGUGGUUCCUCACCUCGAGUUGCAAGUUUAAGGAUUGGGGUUUCUGAUAACCUCUGUUAGCCCUGUUCUUCUAUUUUCGGUUAAGCAGCUGGCUGGGCUACCGCAAGCAUAAUAAUCUUAUGUUCUUUUAUAUUUUCCUGCUCAAUAAGUGCUCUAGAUGGUUUGCUGCGUCUGCCAUAGUGAGUUGCAUAUUAUUGUUUCAGCAUUGCCGAUGCCCUUGUGGGGAGAAUGAUCUUGUAAUAACUCUAUUCUCAAUCGAUUAUUGGAAUCUUCGGUUUAUCGUCUGCC
Messenger RNA from Panicum hallii, 1812 nucleotides. Its product is annotated as S-adenosylmethionine decarboxylase proenzyme-like. Gene Ontology annotation, molecular function: adenosylmethionine decarboxylase activity. Bases 337 to 1515 code for a protein of 392 amino acids. The record is from RefSeq and is a predicted model, not a curated record. Gene Ontology annotation, biological process: spermine biosynthetic process; spermidine biosynthetic process. NCBI's taxonomy places the organism in Eukaryota, Viridiplantae, Streptophyta, Magnoliopsida, Poales, Poaceae. Gene Ontology annotation, cellular component: cytosol. The transcript has 2 exons.